CAAUUCGUUCAGUUCGGUUGUGAACUUCAGAAUCAUUGUCAAGAGUGCUCAGCUAUAUCAAGGAUCAGCUACAACCCACCAGUCGCAGCAAAGGCAAUUACUUUAGCUCAACUGAAAAACACAAUCAAAAUAAACAGACAUCAGCCACUGAGAACGUGCUGCCAAAUAAACCAAAACAAAAGAAAAAAAAAACAAAAAACAAAAAAACAGAACACAACCGAAACAAAAAUGCUGGCCAGUGAAAAUUUUCAAACACACCUCUACAACCGCAGUUCUAUAUAUAAGCCCUACAAUGAGGAAUUGGCAAGCAUGGCAAAGCAAUUGACGACGGCCACGGCUGAUGCAGCUGGUAUCGAUGCAGCGCAGGCGGCAGUUGACUACGGCAAUCCAAGCAAGCAAAUGUUGGGAAGCAACAAUAGUAGCAGCAACAGCAGCGGCAGCAGCAGCAAAACCUCCUCCUCGAAUAGCAACAAUAACAACAACAACGUUGCCAAUGGCCUAUCCAGCUUUGUGGCCAGCCACCCCUCGGCCGAGUUUGAGGGCUUUAUACGUGCCUGCGUCGAUGAGAUAAUUCAGCUAGCCGUCUUACAGGGUACCAAUCGCUCAUCCAAGGUCGUGGAGUGGCAUGAGCCUGCCGAGCUACGUAAGCUAUUCGAUUUUGAUCUGCGGGAUCAGCCCGACUCUCCAGAUAAGUUGCGUCAGCUGCUUCGCGAGACAAUACGGUUCUCGGUCAAGACUGGUCACCCGUAUUUCAUCAACCAGCUGUACUCGGGCGUGGAUCCCUACGCGCUGAUCGGUCAGUGGCUAACCGAUGCACUCAACCCAAGCGUUUACACAUAUGAAGUGGCUCCUGUUUUCACGCUGAUGGAGGAGCAGGUACUUGGGGAGAUGCGACGCAUUGUUGGCUUCCCCAACAACGGUCAGGGUGAUGGCAUCUUCUGCCCGGGUGGCUCAAUAGCAAACGGUUAUGCAAUCAGCUGUGCUCGCUAUCAAUAUGCACCCGAGUCCAAGAAAAAUGGGUUAUUUAAUGCGAAGCCCUUGAUAAUAUUCACGUCCGAGGAUGCCCAUUAUUCAGUCGAAAAGCUGGCCAUGUUCAUGGGCUUUGGCAGCGAGCACGUACGGAAGAUAGCUACCAAUGAGCUGGGUAAGAUGCGUCUAAGCGAUCUGGAGCAGCAGAUUCAGUUUUGCCUGGACAACAAUUGGCAACCGUUGAUGGUAUCUGCGACAGCGGGCACCACAGUGCUGGGUGCCUUUGACGACUUGUUGGGCAUAUCUGAGCUUUGUCGCAAACACAACAUGUGGAUGCAUGUAGAUGCGGCCUGGGGUGGCGGAGCGCUUAUGUCCAAGAAGUAUCGACAAUUGCUGAAUGGCAUUGAGCGCGCCGACUCGGUUACCUGGAAUCCACACAAGCUCUUGUCAGCCUCGCAGCAGUGCUCGACUUUCCUCACGCGGCACACCCAAAUUUUGGGCCAGUGCCACUCGACCAAUGCCGCGUAUCUGUUCCAGAAGGAUAAAUUCUACGACACAUCCUUCGAUACAGGGGACAAGCACAUUCAGUGCGGUCGUCGUGCGGAUGUCUUCAAGUUCUGGUUCAUGUGGAAGGCCAAGGGCACUAAAGGCUUUGAGGCCCAUGUGGAACAGGUCUUCGAAAUGUCAGAAUAUUUUACAAAUAAGCUACGUGAGCGUCCUGGGUUCGAGUUAGUGUUGGACAAACCAGAGUGUACAAACAUUACGUUCUGGUACGUGCCGCCCAGCUUGCGACAAAUGGAGCGCAAUCAAGAGUUCUAUGAUAAGCUCCACAAAGUGGCACCCAAAAUUAAGGAGGCGAUGAUCAAGAAGGGUUCCAUGAUGAUCACAUAUCAACCGUUGCGCAAGUUGCCAAACUUCUUCCGACUGGUACUGCAGAACUCGUGCCUGGAUGAGUCGGAUAUGUUAUAUUUCCUCAACGAGAUCGAAACACUAGGUCAAAAGUUGUAGCUGCACAAUAGAUGUGCUCCAUUCAUAUUAAGAACAUUCUUCUUAGGCAUAUGUUUGUAUACAUGUUGGUAUUAUAUAACUUUUAUUAGCUCAAAAUAAUCAUA
Drosophila arizonae is the source of this 2081-nucleotide messenger RNA. RefSeq names its product glutamate decarboxylase-like protein black (gene b). Gene Ontology annotation, biological process: carboxylic acid metabolic process. Gene Ontology annotation, cellular component: cytoplasm. NCBI's taxonomy places the organism in Eukaryota, Metazoa, Arthropoda, Insecta, Diptera, Drosophilidae. The record is from RefSeq and is a predicted model, not a curated record. Gene Ontology annotation, molecular function: carboxy-lyase activity; pyridoxal phosphate binding.